AGGAGCCCCUCUGCCUGUUGUAGCAUAUCUCCUGAAAAAUAAAUUGUUGCACAUUUAGUGUGGAUAUUAAAUGAAUUGCAAUAUUCUAUAAUUGAGGAAGCGUUUAGUGGUUUUCAUGGUCUCUAAAAGUCAGUUAGCAGAGCCUAGUUUGCACAGCAGCCCUGUCGUUCUUUGUUCUCCCUGAACCAAAGAUGGAGGCUGAAGUGGCUCUGUUGUAAGGACAGCCUAUGGCAGGGUAACAGCCAUUUUGUGGCAUUGCAGUUUCAUCUACGCAGCAACAUAAGAGUGUAUUUCUCAAUUACUUAACAGAGUACAACAUAAACUACGACUUCAAAUCAUCUUAAUACAUUGUUGGAUGAAUGACCAAAUUAUUUGUCUGACAUAUAGCUACAUUUCCUUGUAAUGUGCUCCACAUUUCUUAAAUACAAUUAUACAAUUAAAAAUAGUAACCUCAUAAGAUAUUCAAACACUCAUUACCCCUCACUGCUGCAUCAAAUUAGUGAUCAUGAGUUUGGCUUGUAGUCCCUCUUUUAUAAUGAAGCACUAAGAUCGCUGCAUACCUUUGCAGACUGACAACUUAAAGCCAACACCUCUAUCUAUGUAGAAACUCAAACAACCAUGGUAUAAAUGGAGCAGCAGGGUGGAGUUAUUUACACUCUAAUGGCCAUUUUCAGUCUGUGCAGACAACCAAUGUGCGACAGCAGAGGAGGGUAAUGGGUGGGAGUUGUAUGUGUGAGACAAGCAUCUGUAGGAGGGGGUGAAGGCCAUCCUGCCCUUCGCUUACAAUACAUAGCCUAUUUACCACAGCACUGAAUAACACAUUUGGCUUCCUCUUCACUCCCACUUUUCACAAACCCAUAUUUUCCUUAAUCUCAUCUACGUUGUUCCCACAACCUGCUUCUCACACGUUUAUUUAUGUAAUACUAAAUGUAGUUUCUCACCCUGCAGCCCAGAAAACAAAGGGUGUUAAAUGACUGAAUCCAUGCGUCCUGCUGGAAAUCUGUGUCAUGGAUGAUGAGGACGAUCGCCAUCUUCUUGAUAUUUUAGGAGAUGUGGAUGCUUUGAAUGACUAUCUCCAUGGCAGCAACAGCAAGUCUAUUGAGGAGGAUGAUGUAACAAAUGCAGCUUACGGGUCGGAUGGGUCCUUCUUUUCUAGUGACACGGCUGGCUCCAACUCUGGCCUCAAGGAUGGCUCUUCUACAAUGGGAGAUUUCGGCGAGGAUUCAACAGGGGCAGGCCUCCAGCUCUCCGGUAGCCUUUCAUUUAUCGAGGAUGAAUUGGGGCCUGGGAAUUCUCCCGGAGGGGUGGAUCUUGGGAGCGAGGACCAGCCCUUUGACAUCCUACAGAAGUCCCUUAUGGAGGCCGACAUCACAGAGCAGACGUUGGCUCAGGAGGCCUUACUGGACUCCCAGCCCGCCCCCACUCUGGUGCAGGCUCCGGUACCCUUCCCCUCCCAGCUGGUUUCUGGGGGGGGUUAUGGCGGAGGAGUUGUAACCACGGCGACAGCUGCUUUCCCAACAGGCCAGUUCCUACAAGGGGUGUCCCCGCUGCCCAACGGCUCCGCCCAGCACAUCCAGGUGUUGGGCUCGUUCGGGGCGGGGGGUGGUGUGAUGACUCUGAGCAACUUGGAGAGAUCUCCCCAGCUCGUGUUGAGGCCCGGUGCGCCUGUAGCGUCAGGGGGGGCCACAGCAGGGGGGCAGGUGUUCGCCCCUACCCAAGGGCAGGUGGGCCUACCUUACAAAAACAUCCCCCUUCAAAACAUCAUCAUCCAGAGAGGCCCGGGGGGGACCCAGACUCUUGUUAGACCCAUCCAGCCUAAACCCCUCCAAACCGGGGCUCAGACUGUGUACAGCCUUGGUCUUGAGCACACUUCCACCACCAUGGCUAAUGUAGUGAAUGCUAACAUGGCUUCUCCUGGGGGGCAAUACACAGCCAAUGGCUCUAUCGUAGUGCAGCCAUCACUGGAGCAGCAGCAAGGGCAGGCCCAGACAAACGUACAGCCUGGACAGUUCUCAAACCCCCUGAUUACCAAUCAGAACGCUGUGCAGAUUGUUCAGGGGCAGAACUUUACUCCACAGCAGGGAGGACAGCUCAUUUUGAACCAGGGAUUAGUCUGCAGGAGUCAGGUUGGAGGGGGUGUAACUCAAACAUGGACAGGGGUUUCUUGUGCGAACCCAGCCCCCAUGCAGACGUCGUGCUCUACCGGGCGGCUGACUCUGGUGGGUCCAGCAACGACGGGGAUCGGUGGUCAAGGCCAAGUGCAGGGGGGCCACGUUCAGCGCCUUCUGGUCACUCAAACUCAGAAUUUCACUUCCCUGUCACCUUUAGCCAGUACUGGGACACAGGAAGACUACAGACAGAAUUCUUCAUCACCUGCCCUCAAUCAGGUGCAGCUCAGCAGCAUCCAUGCCAUGACAACAAUGACUCAAGACUCAAAUAUGAACUCUCAGAUCAGUGCUCAGAAGAGACCUGCCCUUCCACCACUUACAAGAGGAGAAAUGAUUUUACAACAGUUGAAGAAGGAUCAUGCUGGAGUUCAGACUAUAGAUCUGCGUCGAUUCAAUUCAAUCGAUGAUGCACUGCAGAAAAUCCUCCCGUACCACGUGUUCCAGGGAACUCCACCCAGCCAGGAGGAGUUCUCACAGGUGGAUGAAGAAUUUGAAGUAGUUGCAACCCAAGUGCUGAAGAGGACUCAUGCUAUGGUUAACAAAUACAGACGGCUACUUAUGGUGGAAGCGGAGCGUUCCAGUCCGUCAUCAGAAAUGGUGAUGAUUGACAGGACGUUCAACCAAGAGGAACGCAGCAACCUGACACAAGACAAGCGCAUGGUACUAGUGGAUCCAGACACAUUCUUGGAAGACUUUUGUUGUGGGAGUAAAUCCAAACUAUUCCAAGUUCCCUCCCCCUCCAAGUCAACGUCCAGCUGUAGCCUGAAUCCGUCGGACAGAGGCUCCACGGAGCCACCGCACAGGACAGACUCCAAGCCCGGGUUUGGAGACCCGGGAGGGGGUGGAGAUGCAGGACCAGGUGCAGUAGAUAAACUCCACCCUCCGCUCUUAGAAAACAAGAGUGUCCUGGAACUGAAGCGAUCUCAGCAACACUACGGGCCCAGCAGCGACAACAUCCUCCCAGCUGCCAACAGUUACCCCCAAGGUACCCCCCCACCUUUCACAGCAACAUCAAGAGGACAGACGCACUACGAGGGGUCUCACCACCUGUCCUCGCAGCAGAUCCAGCCCCAGUUACCCCCUCAGCUCUCCUCCCCCCCUCACGGCGACACAGACUCUGCUCUCGAAGCGGCAGUCAACAGCAUCUUGGAAUGUUAGGACUGUUAUCAUCCCUAAUGUAUCGUUUUUUCCCCUGUGUAUCAAUCUCCCCUGUUAUAUUUGUUGUAUUCCCCCCACAAUCUGUGUGAAGAGAGGUUUACUCUUUGUGAUACCAUCUCCGGCCAUGUAGCAUGUAUUUAGUUUGUCUUUAUUCCCCGUUGUUUUUUGGGGGGGGCGUUUGAUGCAUGAAAGCACUUCAUAUGACCUAUGAACAUCCGGGAAUGUGUGCAAUGCAAUGAACUCACAGCCGGAAAAUGUUUUGAUUACUUUAACAUUUUAAGAGUCUGCAAUUUCAGUAACUUGAAUAUAAGAGUCCCUCUCUUCACACACACCUUAUUAAUAUUUUGUGCCAGUUAAUCACCCCCCACUACCUAUGCUGAAAAAGGAGGGACAAAAUUACGACUUUGUGCCUAAUUCUAGGUUUUUAUUUUGAAGUGUUUACAUGAAGGAGCUCUAUUCAAAAAUAUCCACUGCUUCAGUUCCUGCAUUACAAACAUGCAUACAUGCUUAUUACACCGUGUUAGGUAGAUUCAUGGUUCAGAGGUAUAGAUUUCCUUAGGUAAGCUCAGUAGAGACACAAUCACAUAGACACAUUGCACUAAACAUACUGUUGCUUAUUUCAGGAACUAUAUGAAUAUGUGGCUUGCUGAUUUAACGCUAGGCUAACUAGAUUGUGAAUAUUUGGAACCAAAACCAAAAUGUGUUCUCCUGCGUUCAGCUGCCUGCAACAAGGAUAACCUCUCCAUCACUCUAUAAACCAGUCAAACUAGUCACAUAUAAACAUGCAUAGUAGUGUUACUGUACUCAGCAAUGCUUUUUUUUCUUGUGCUCAAGUCACAGUUUAUUUGGCAUUUUUUUCUUUUGUACCUUAAAGGUAUGCAAGCCCCGACACAGACACAGGACAAAUACUCGAUCUCAACCACUUUUAUCAUUUCACAGCGUGUUUGUGUCAGGGGGAGUUUAGUCCUCAGAUUGAGGAAGAUAUGUUACAUUAUGAUUUUUGGUUUUGUUUUUAAUUUCCUAUUUUUCUUAAUUUUUUUAAUGACAUUAAAAAAAGAUGACUGUUUGUUGUUCCCCGGCUUCGUGAAGAUGACAAUAUGGUCAUUAGUUUAUAUGAUCCUGAAGGGUCAUUGAUUGUACGUAUGUUGAUUUGCCUUCUGCAUAUAAUUAUAUACUGAUCAUAUCCAGCUAUCUAUGCUUUACUACAGUGACAUGGCAGUGUGUGUGUGUUACUCUGGACACAUACACACUGGUCUAUGACUAUAUUUUCAUGUAGUUGGGUUGUUUGAUUACCAUACUCUUGAAUUUAUUCACGUUCACUCAGUCUCAUAGGAUGUUUUCAUCACUUUCCAGUUGGUUUUAAAGCAUUUCCUCUCUUUUACCCUCUCAGCAGCGCAACCAAAACUCGAAAUAGGAGAAAAAGUGGCUUUGUCCAGAAUCGCAGUCAGAUCUUUACGUCUUUGUGCUGGGGACAACAGAUUUGUAGUGUUUCCUCUGGAGCUGUGCCCCUAAAGCUCCUAGUGUGUAAUGGUUAUGUCUUGAUUCUUUUUUUGUAGUUUUUAUAGUCCAAACUGAAUUUAUCAUUCGAUGUUAUCGUGCUGUAGAAUGAAUCAGAAAUAUUGGCCAAGUAUUUAUUUUUUUAAGUGCAUUUUUUAGCAAACCUACAGAGAUCUGCACUAUAGUAGAAGCAAGACAAAGCAAUUUACAAACCGACACAGCACCAAAGCUUAGUUAAAUGCUGACUCUGGAUAGUGCCACCUAUCUGCUACAGGAGCAGACUGAAGGCCUUUUGCAUGGGGGGGGUGGGGGGGGGGGUAGAGAACAAACGUCUAUUUUUGUGUCUGAGUGCCAGUGGCCAUCGCAGCAAGCCUGUAUCUCUGCCUCAACCUUUAUAGUACUCCUAUAUCUACCAGUUCACAAUGAGAAAAAACUCCCUCUUUGAAAGGAAAUCUCUGUCAUGUAAGGGUCACGUGAGAUUUGCUUCUUUAAGUGGCUGCUGCAAGACUUUGUGCCUCUAGCGCUCUACGGGAAAGUUAGUAAGAGCUGGUUCAUGUUAUCUGGAUGCACUUCAGUGUCCGAGGGCCUGGUUGAAACAUACUGUGCUUUUUCCUCCCGUUAUGAGUUCAAUGAUGUUUUUCUUCCUUAAUUUUCACUGUCGUUUCGUCUCACUUGAUUUGUAUAGUUUGUUGUUUUGUACAAAAAUGAAAAGUGAAACACAAAAUAUUUAUAAUUUUUGUAUGGAGAAAAAAAAGAAUGUAAAAAAAAACCGAACAAAGUAAAUGAGAAAAUGGAAAUUAUUUUUUAUUGUGUUGGCUAUGAAGUGGAGUCGAGAAAAAUGGUUACAAAAAUACUGUAAUUUCUUCAUUUGUAGCCAAUGUGUGUUCACUACAGCAGCAAAGAGAGUCAACAAUAAAUUCAUUUUGAAUACAAUAACAA
This is a messenger RNA of Gymnodraco acuticeps, 5762 nucleotides long. It is a transcript of the gene bicral, whose product is annotated as BRD4 interacting chromatin remodeling complex associated protein like. Gene Ontology annotation, cellular component: SWI/SNF complex. Gene Ontology annotation, biological process: positive regulation of DNA-templated transcription. The record is from RefSeq and is a predicted model, not a curated record. The coding region runs from base 1008 to 3326 and encodes 772 amino acids. Lineage: Eukaryota; Metazoa; Chordata; Actinopteri; Perciformes; Bathydraconidae. The transcript has 12 exons.